Molecule: messenger RNA, 4450 nt
Organism: Suricata suricatta (meerkat)
Lineage: Eukaryota; Metazoa; Chordata; Mammalia; Carnivora; Herpestidae
Gene: ERLIN2
Product: ER lipid raft associated 2
Exons: 12
Coding region: 243-1256 (337 amino acids)
Biological process (GO): SREBP signaling pathway
Cellular component (GO): endoplasmic reticulum; endoplasmic reticulum membrane
Molecular function (GO): ubiquitin protein ligase binding; cholesterol binding
Source: RefSeq, a predicted model, not a curated record
ACUGGGCCUCUUUGCGACUCCUGGCCGGAGCUGAUCAGCCCUUCUCCCUGGCUCGAGCCCCAGCAGCCUCUCUCCCUCAGGAGCUAGAAAGCAGCCCCUUUCUGUUUCGUCCCUUACCCGCGAGCCCCAGGGCGCUUGGGACGCGCGACCCUCUCUCGGAAGAGGGCAGGGAAGGGGCGCGAUUUGGGAGCGGGGAAGGGGGCAUUUGCAGAAAGGACGCAGCUGCAGGAUAAAGCUCACUGAUGGCUCAGUUGGGAGCAGUUGUGGCUGUGGCUUCCAGUUUCUUUUGUGCAUCUCUCUUCUCAGCUGUGCACAAGAUAGAAGAGGGACAUAUUGGGGUGUAUUACAGAGGUGGUGCCCUCCUCACUUCCACCAGUGGCCCUGGUUUCCAUCUCAUGCUCCCUUUCAUCACGUCGUAUAAGUCUGUGCAGACCACGCUGCAGACAGAUGAGGUGAAGAACGUGCCUUGUGGAACUAGUGGUGGUGUGAUGAUCUACUUUGACAGAAUUGAAGUGGUAAAUUUCCUGGUCCCAAAUGCAGUGUAUGAUAUCGUGAAGAACUACACUGCCGACUAUGACAAGGCCCUCAUCUUCAACAAGAUCCACCAUGAGCUGAACCAGUUCUGCAGUGUGCACACGCUCCAGGAGGUCUACAUUGAGCUCUUCGAUCAGAUUGAUGAAAAUCUCAAGCUGGCUUUGCAACAGGACCUGACCUCCAUGGCCCCCGGGCUCGUCAUCCAAGCUGUGCGGGUGACAAAGCCCAAUAUACCCGAGGCAAUCCGCAGAAACUACGAGUUGAUGGAAAGCGAAAAGACGAAGCUGCUCAUCGCAGCCCAGAAGCAGAAGGUGGUGGAGAAGGAGGCUGAGACAGAGCGGAAGAAGGCCCUUAUCGAGGCAGAAAAAGUGGCUCAGGUGGCAGAAAUCACCUAUGGGCAGAAGGUCAUGGAGAAGGAGACCGAGAAGAAGAUUUCAGAAAUCGAAGAUGCUGCGUUUCUGGCGCGGGAGAAGGCAAAGGCUGACGCCGAGUGCUACACCGCUAUGAAAAUCGCCGAGGCAAACAAGCUGAAGCUGACCCCAGAGUAUCUGCAGCUGAUGAAGUACAAGGCCAUUGCUUCCAACAGCAAGAUUUACUUUGGCAAGGACAUCCCGAACAUGUUCGUGGACACUGCGGGCGGUCUGGGCAAGCAGUUUGAGGGGCUCGAGGACAAGCUGAGUUUCGAUGAUGACCCCUUGGAAGUAGACCCUGAGGAGAACUGAAGUGUUUGUGUACAGCCUCAAAUGACACUUAGAAGAGAUCUUUAUUUUUUAAUGAUGAACUGGGACACUCCUCCCUCCCACGUGACCUGCUUUGACUCUCUUUCACAUUUGGCGGUGAAAAAAGAAGAAAUGCAUUUAAAUCAAUUCCCCUCCCUGGGAAAGGAGGGCAGGGGGUGAUGAUUUGGGGUUUUAUUCAGGUAAGUGGGUCAGAUGACGUUGGUUAAGAUCGGGAAACCAUGGCUUUGACCUUUGACCUCUAGACACUAAUUAUAGCCCUUUGAAGCUGAUUUAUGUAGGGAUUCGAUCCUUACAGAGUGGGAGAAAUGAGAAACUCGUAGGGUGUUGGCUUCUGGGUGAUUUGACUGCCUUUCUUGGGAAAAAGCGGGCCAAUCUUAGCCCUGCCUCCAGGGUGGGAGAUGCCCAUGAGUGAGGCUCGGCGCCUGAGCAAACGCGUGCUUCUACAUCUGCCCGCCGAGCUGCGGGGGACAGCUGCAGGGGACGCUGGGCUUGGCGGGUGUUUCUGUUGGGGUGUCUGAGUUACUCUUGAGGCGCGCUUUCUUGAGCCCUCUUAGGGAAGAGCCAUGCUAGGCUUUGCAGGCUCUUCUCUCCGCCACCCCCCUUCCCCCAGGGUCUCUCAGAGUGGUGGUUUCUGACUACAUUCCACACGCUUCUUUUUAAAACUUUCUGCCUGUGCUGUGGUUCGGUUUUCUCCUCUCAAAUCUGUUCAUUGAUUCCACUCGGCUUCAGGAAGACAGGAACAAACAACCCAAGCGUCUUAAUAGCUGCUGAAGUGGGGUCGUUGUCUCUCGGCCGCCGUGGCAUGUGCUUGGCCAGCAUUCGGGAUCAAGUGUCUUCUGCAGUGGGAUUCUGUAUUGAAGAGCCCAUGGGGGAUGAGGGGGUCCCUGGAAGAUCUCCCAGUCGUAAUGCCUCUAGCUUGUGCUGGCAGUAGUCUGACGAAGUGGUAAAAAGGGAGCCCAUUCUCGGAGUAGCAUGUGUUUUUAAAUCUAGGGCACCAACAGCCACACAGGGGUCAGACUGGGUGCUAAGUCUCCAGGGACAGCGAUGGGGGUGCUUGUCCGAGGUCUUGCCCCAGCCCCUGGGUCGGAAGGGCUGCCUCAAAAUCUGUUCAGAUGUUUGGUUUUGAUUUUAGUUUAGUUCUUUCCAUUUCCAAUUAGGAAAAAUUUGAGUCACUCUGGGAGAUUUGGGAUGGAGGAGAACAAACGUGAAUGAAAGGUUUUAUUCACUCCUGAAAUUGGCGGUGGGGGACAGUGUCCAGGGUAACGUAGCCCACGAAUCGUGCACCGGGUGCUAGGUUAUCUCGACUUACCUUGCAAACAUGUUGGUAUUCUCCAUGACAAGCUCUAGCUUAGGAUCCGGCCUUGUUAUUAGCUGCCCCCCCCCCCAAAAGGAGCUAUCACUGUCCCCCCUCACUGGUACUAUGAAUGAUGCUUUCUGGCACAGAUCCCCACCUCAUGUUUGGUCCCAUGCCCAGACUUCUGGCAUAUUGAACGGUCCCAAAAUUCAGGCCAGCUUGCUCCCCAAGUAGUGCCAGGCUUGUCUAGAGUUUGGGGAGCAGUCCACCUGCUUAGGUAGAAACAAAGUGUUAACUCCUUCUCUGUUCUCAUUGCUGGGACUUAGACUUCUCAAGCCACUGGCCCUGGUCACCCUUUGUGCAAGCAACCACAUGUUCGUGGGAAUGGUGGACUUUAAUGGGCGCCCAGGUGCUUGCAGAAGACAGGUGGCCCCCCAAGGCCAACAGGACAUCCAUCAUUCAGAUACACUCGCCCUCCUCCAUUUCAGUGCCACUGAUCACUUGUUAGGAGCAAUAGGACACGUGACAUCCAGCGCCCCCAAUUUAUCUAUUUGUCAGCUCCCCCUACCCUGAGACUUGCUGCCUGGCCUCAGAAAACACUACUUCAACAGAAUAAGGAUAUCUCAGCCUCUGAAUAGCAUGUUUGCUCAGAUCCUUAACUUUAAAGUCUCUCUAAUGCCAACAUCCUGUGAUAGCUCGUCCCUGGCACUAGAUACACUUUAACCACAACAGAGCCUCAGUAAAGUCCUGCUGCACCUUCCCCCCUCUAGCAUCCUUCCUCUUUAGACACAAAGUAUAGAUGUUGCAGUACCCCUCCGUUAAAAUUUGGUUUAAAUUCAACGGUUAUCUGUAACCUUCCUGAAUAGUGAAAUCAUGGAGGUCAGCGGUUUCCUCAGUUUGGGACUAAUCAGUCUGUCUGUACAACUUUGUUUCUUUAACACUCACCAGAAAAUCUGAUCUUAAAACAUUUGAAUUCCUAACACGUAAAAUAUGACAGCCUACAGUUUUGUAGGCAGUAAAGUCAUGGCUGCUAUUUAUAAAUGAAACUUCUACCAAAAUAAGUAACUGUUUAUAAAAUCAGUUUUUGUAGGAUUUUCCAAGGAAAAGUCGCCUUGGUUGAAUGUUUCUCACUAAACUUUACAGAAGUGGUACAUAUUGGUACUGUUUUUAAUAACUUUUUUAAUACAAGGACAGAAUAUUUCCAAGGAAGCCAAAGUUUGUUAAUAAUUUUUAUAAGACUAAAAUUAAAAAAGAUCUGAAUGUAACUGUGGUCAUAUUAAGCUGAAGGAGGAAAAAAACAAUAUAUUGAUCCAAAAAAAGUUGUUUUAUAAAUGAUCUGUUGUAAUGUCUGUGGGUCUCUGUAUCUUUCAGCACUGAUAACUUUGCCAUUUACAGAGAGUAAGUAGUGAAAGUAAGAUGAUCGUAUUCACUGACUUAUCUGAUAAGUUUGAUUGAAGAUAAGCCUCAAUCCUCAGUUGAAAAUAAACCUGUAUCUUGGCUAGUGGCUGCUCUGUGUCCAUGAACUUAACCUCUACUUUAGGGCUCAGUAGGAUUCUAGCCAUGGUUUCUAUUGCUUCCUUAGGAAAGAGUUAGUAGCCAAUCAGUUUGUGUUUGUAUUUCCAUUUCUUUUUAUUUCCAUUUCUGUGUAAGCUAGUAAUCGACUAGUCAGACAAAUUCUACUUUGAAAGAGCCCCAACAAUUUAAUGACCCUCUUUGUAAAUGAGAAAUGAUUCUUGUUAUAUUAAUGAAUCUACAAAUAAUAUGCUGGAUUAAUUGCCCUAGGUUAAUAGCUGGAGGAACUGUUAUAGACAACACUAAAGGUGUGAAUUUAUAUCUGAGUUUUAUUUUCAGUCUUGCUAAAUAAAAUGAGUCUUUGUAUUUA